Thermothielavioides terrestris NRRL 8126 is the source of this 1157-nucleotide messenger RNA. RefSeq lists its product as uncharacterized. Gene Ontology annotation, biological process: exon-exon junction complex disassembly. Bases 368 to 973 code for a protein of 201 amino acids. Lineage: Eukaryota; Fungi; Ascomycota; Sordariomycetes; Sordariales; Chaetomiaceae. The record is from RefSeq and is a predicted model, not a curated record. Gene Ontology annotation, molecular function: RNA binding. The transcript has a single exon. Gene Ontology annotation, cellular component: cytoplasm; exon-exon junction complex.
CGUUGGCUCUGAUGGUCUCCACAUUGAAUUGCCCCGCCACAAGGUAUUCCGUAAUUUUGGCUGUUACUCAAGAGUGAACAUUACCGCAGUACACGACGUGAGAGGAUCUGUCUCUGUAUUCGGAAUACUCUUCGACUGCAAAUCUCCACGUGCACAUCUCCAGUUGGAGCUCGCCAGGCUCAGCAAAGGUGAUCUGUUCAAGACGGAACAAUUCAACUAGCGAGGAGAGGUUCCCAUUCCUCGGUAGCGAAUAGUAGCUCUCUUAUAUUGCAGCACAACUUGAUCGCCACGAUCAAGUCCCUUCCCCCCGGCAACGAGCCCACGCACACCCGCCACCGCACGCUGCGCUCAGCGAUCCGGACCAACCAUGCCUUCGGAACCCACCGCCUCGGGCAUCGUAACCGACGAAGUAAGCGGUGAGCGGCACAUCCCCGAGUCUAAGCGAGCCGAUGGCAGCACAAGGAAGGCCAUCAAGAUCCGCCCCGGCUACCGGCCGCCCGAGGACGUCGAGGUCUACAAGAACCGCAUCGCCGAGAACUUCCGCAACCGCGGGAAGGGGCCCGUUCCCGGCGCCGAGGGUCUGAAGGACGACAAGCCGGCGCAGCCAUCAUCAGCUACCGCGAACAAGAACGCCAAGCGGCGGGAGGCGCGUAAGAAGGCCAAGGCCGCUGGCCAGACGCAGAGCGAGAGGCAGAAUGAGGCAGCGCCUGUGGAGGAAGCCGUGAAGGAAAAUGUGGACCCCGAAUUAGAGAAGGAAAAGAAAGUGCGCGCUCUGAAGAAGAAGCUCAGGCAGGCGAAAGAGCUGAGGGAGAAAAAAGAGGGCGGCGAGGCGCUGCUGCCAGAGCAAAUCGCAAAGGUUAUCAAGAUCAACGAGCUCAUCCGAGAGCUGGAUGCGCUAGGGUUCAAUGCCGAGGGCGAACCUAAGAGUGGGACGGGCGGGUCCAAGUUGAGAGGCUCAGAAACCUCCAGCUGAAAGACCAGUAAGGCAGGCUUGGAGAAGAAAUAUGUUCAAGUUGGGCUAUCGCCGACCCAGUGUCCAGCGGCACUGCCGAGGGGUCAGCGACAGUUGCUGCAACUCCCCUCCAGGCUCCAUCCAGCGUUGCACCUUGGCAGAAUGCAGAUUUUGAGGUCCGGCGGUGUGGAGCUGUUGGGUGAUG